UUUUAAUGGGUGAUCACAUCUCUACUCCUGCUGACUCGCCUCGCCAGUGAUUUGACUCCAUGAUCUUCUUCUUCUUCUUGUUGCGUCAGUUCUGCAUAGCUCUUUGAGAUAUGUCCUCAAACUACGUUAGUGAAGUCGGAUAGAAGUGGUAGAUCUGAGGAUCAUGCGAAUUCCUCGUUAUUGUCUGAGAGCAAUCUCCUUCAAACCACACUAUCAAUGGAAAGCCAUUUGAAUCCGCGAGAGGCUCUGAAGGAGCAGCAGUUGUACAGAAUUUCCUCGUCUAAACCUUUACAGACUCCUACAGAGCAAUGUAUGAAGACCCAGGCCGGUGGAGAGCGUGAGCUUGUCAAGUAUAUGUCGAAUCUGCCUGUUUUCUUGGAGAGAAUCGAAACCCCUAAUGACAAACUCUUGAAUGUUGGCGUUCUUAACUGGGGCCGCCUGGAGAAGUGGCAACAUUGUUAUAAACACGCGUCAGAGAAAGGUAGACUCCCUUCUGUGAGUCGGAGAGAAGUUCAGAACCAGCGGACACAGCAUCACUCACUGCAGUUCCAUCUGAUGUCAGAUCCUCCUGAAGAGGGCUCUCAGAUUGCCAAAUCUUAUGGUGAGUGUGUAAAGGAGUGUCAGAACAGAAAAACUAUCCCGGAAAUCAACUUCAAGGAUCAUCAUUGUUUCAGCAUACGGGACGAGCAGCUCCUUCAAGGCAUGGCGCCUGGGUCAGACAGAUGUGAAAAUAAUGAUAAGAUCUGCCCAAAAAAUGAAUCUUUGUCAAAUGGGUCGAAACCGGAGUUUGGCUUGAAGGUGGAGAUUAAAUCAAAGACUCGAAAGCAUAGACAUGGUAAACGUGAUAAUGAGCUGAAGGGAAGCAACCAAAAUGAUCAUGAGGGAGACAUUGGUCGAAAGCUACAGGGGGCCUCUGAGCUCCGCCAUCCAACUAAGAAGCUAGAUCGGAAAGAGACUAAAACUCCUAGCAGGAGAAGUUUGGCCAAAGAAACCAAAGAAGUUUGCCAUGUUGAAUUAGAUUAUAGCGCACGACAUUCUUAUUCCUUGCCAUGCGAAGCUGACAACUGCAGAAGUGACAUUGGCUCCAGAGAUGCGGACAGGAGCAGGGUCUUGGUUAAAAUAACUCUGUCUGUGCCUCUAACAGAAAUGGCGAGUGCUAGUUCUUCCCACGAUAAAAUCACACAAGAUAAAAGAUCAGGCUCUGUCCAAGGACCAGUAUCGAAGUUGUGCAAUGUUCCUUCCGAAAAGGGAAGAACAAAUGUCUCGCCUUUUCAGAGACUUAGCUUCAGUACAGGUAAAACGAGCAAACAUAACAGUGAAAGAGAUGCUGUUCCAGUAACCCGACAGGACUCGAUGGUUAACUCCUCAAAGUCUGGAUCACAAAAUACUGCUACUUCAUCUGGCUGUAACAAACCCUGUGGAAAAGAUAGAGCUGCCAUAAGUCCAUUUAGAAGGUUACUGGAGCCGUUAUUGAAGCCAAAAGACAAUUCCUUGGAGGAUCCAAGAGCUCAAGGGGUCCAAAGAGUAAAAUCAGGCGUCAGUGGUUGCAAAAUGGUCAAUGUUGAUGAUUCGGCUCGGGAGAAAAAGCCUGUGUCAUUCAUGGUUCAAGCUGUAUUGCGGGUUACAGUUAAAAACAACCAACUGUUGUUUACAUUUGCAGUGAACAAGGAAAGAGAUGUUCUUGCUGCAACACUAAAGAAACUGGGAAGCUUGGAAGAGAAUGAGUGUACCACCAGUAUGUAUAAUUUCUUCUCCAUCCAUGAGCAUAAGAAGAAUGGUGUGUGGUUAAACCAGAGAAGCAAAGGCCAAACACAUGGUAUCAUCUCCAACGUGUUUGCUCAGAUGCGGAUCUCGAGCUCACCUUCUGGCUCCAUCAGAGAGUUUGUUCUCUUCUCUGUAGACUUAGGGAAAGGGAACGAAGAAAAGUCUGAUCUGCAGCUGAAAAACGAACUUGCAGCCAUUGUCAUCAACUCAAAUGCACAGAUCAAGGACAGGAAUGGUCCAGUUCUUUGUGAUCGAGACAUUAGUGCCACUGUCAUAACCCAGAGCGGUGUUCAUAGCCUGCCUCAUAAAGGUGGACCGUCGUCCCUGAUCCAACGAUGGAGAUCAGGUGGGUCUUGUGAUUGCGGAGGUUGGGACAUGGGCUGCAAUCUCAGAGUCCUUACAAACUGCUCGAGCAAGAAUACCGCAUCUUCAGAUCGUUUCCAGCUCUUCCUUACGGGGGGAAAACGCGAUGAACAGCCGUUCUUGAGCCUUGCACCGAUCAAAGAAGGCAUAUACUCAGUUGGGUACAACUCACCACUCUCGUUACUGCAAGCUUUUUCGAUUUGUAUAGCAGUCGUAGAGUGUAGGAAACUAGGAGAAACUUCAGAAAACAAAGGCUCUUAUUACAAAUGAGCAUAAAGAGAGAGUCUUAGUUUGAGAUCGAGAAACUAAGAUUAACGGCACCUCUGAAGAAGAAAGCUGUGUCGCUUGUCCACCGCCUCUAUUGUCUGCCGGGAGGGCAUAAGUUUUACAUCACAGCAGACUUUUUUUUUUUUAAAGUUCUGUGAUCUUAAUAAUGUUGGAGCUGGAGAAUAAGCAAAGUAUGUUUGCAGGAUCUCUAUGUGAAUA
This is a messenger RNA of Tarenaya hassleriana, 2613 nucleotides long. RefSeq lists its product as uncharacterized. NCBI's taxonomy places the organism in Eukaryota, Viridiplantae, Streptophyta, Magnoliopsida, Brassicales, Cleomaceae. The transcript has 3 exons. The coding region runs from base 217 to 2397 and encodes 726 amino acids. The record is from RefSeq and is a predicted model, not a curated record.